Dendronephthya gigantea is the source of this 1128-nucleotide messenger RNA. RefSeq lists its product as uncharacterized. The record is from RefSeq and is a predicted model, not a curated record. The coding region runs from base 73 to 1128 and encodes 351 amino acids. The transcript has 2 exons. NCBI's taxonomy places the organism in Eukaryota, Metazoa, Cnidaria, Anthozoa, Malacalcyonacea, Nephtheidae.
UUUGUAAAGUAUAAGAAAACUUUAGAAUUUCUUAACACUACCGCUGAGAUCUCCGCAUUAGACUGUAGCCAUAUGUCUAUCAUUGUUGAAGGGAUUUUAGACCUAACAUUCGGUUUACUUCGGGAUAAACUUCGAGAUUACACGGCGGAACGCUUACGAGAUGGCGAUGUCACUGACGAAAAAUGUCGCCAAUUCUUUGUUCGCGAGUUGGAAAACAUAAAGUCAUUGCUGGAGGGGUUGUCACGCAAGGAACUUCUUGCAAGUAUAAGCUUUCUUCAAGAAGGAAUUUGCUUGCUGAAAAGCGCCUUUAGUCAUAGAAAAUUACCGGGUGAAUCGCAGGAGAAUGGCGGAAGCUUGGCUGACUGCCUGUCAAAUCAAAAUUACGAAAUGGCUGACAUGGCUACCGGCACGAAAAGGUCAAGAACAAAUCGGGAUCACUACGAGCAUGAGUCUUUUAAGGAAUCUAUUAAACAGCUUUCUCGAAUAAUCAACAAUCUUGAAAUCGUCUCCAAGAAUCGUCUUUCGUCCGCAAGAAGGUCCUUUCAAGACGCUCGACGCGAAGCUACAAGAGCGUUCAGCAACGAAGCGCUGUCGACGAUGGACCGGAUCUUAGCAUGCAAGUUAAGAGUGAUUAGUAGAAUGUUUGAAAGUUUUGAAGACCCGGUGGCAGUAGCUGAGACAUGUAUACUGUAUCUCGCCGAACUUCACAAACUUCAGGCAAUUCAGAACACGUUUAAUGUUCAUACAAACGGUGGAUUGAAGUCGCGUUUCAACAGGCAAAAACGUCGAGGUUUGAUGAGUUCUGUCAUCAUAAUCAAUUAUGUUUUGGCGAAUUAUAUUUUAAGUUUCGCAAUGGAGAAGUAUACAUUGUUGGACUGGCCUAAAAUCGAAGUGAGUCGUGGUCAAUUUCAUCCAUUACUGGAUACUGCGGCAAAGGAUAUAAUGCGCACCGCCAAAAUUGCUGCGCCGAACAUAUUUCAAUUUGAUGGAAAUGGAAUGUCGGCUAACCCGGAUGCAAACAGUGAGAAGUUCGUCUGUCAAAUUACACCUGAAAUAUUGUCAACCGGAAGUGGCCACAUCGCACAUAUUAUAAUUGAAGAUGACAUCAUGCGAUGUUAUCAUCCAUGA